Plasmodium berghei ANKA is the source of this 1404-nucleotide messenger RNA. RefSeq names its product conserved protein, unknown function. NCBI's taxonomy places the organism in Eukaryota, Apicomplexa, Aconoidasida, Haemosporida, Plasmodiidae. Bases 1 to 1404 code for a protein of 467 amino acids. The record is from RefSeq and is a predicted model, not a curated record. The transcript has a single exon.
AUGAAUAAUGUUGUUUUAAAAAAUCAAUUUAUUUAUUAUCUAAAAAAUAAAAAGAAUAUUAUUAUUAGUAGAAAAUUUCAUAAAAAUGUUAUAAACAUUAUAUGCAAAAAUGAAAAUAAUUACAACUCGCUAAAAUUUAAUAACAUAUUAAAUUGUGGUGUGUAUAUGAAAAAUAAUAAUCCAAAAUUUAAUUAUCAGAUAUGCAUAAAUAAUUACACAGAUUUUGAAAAAAAAACAAAACAACACUUUUAUUCUACAUACAAGCCUACUCCAGAAAAUAACAAAACAAAUGCAAUAAAUGAAGCAAACCAAAUAAAUAGCUUCGCUAAUUUACCUAACGAAUAUAAAGAAAAUAAAGAAAUCGAUUAUAAAAAUGUGGAUAGUUUUGCAAAUAAAAACAGUAAUGAACAUAAAUUUAAUAUUGAAGAAAACGAAGAAAUAAAAAAAGAAAAAAAAUUCUCGAAAAUAAAAAUAAUAGGAUACACAUUCAUUCUUGUAUUUGGAACAUAUGUUUCAUAUAAGGUUUACAAAAAUAAUUUUAAUUUAUCAAAAGCCGAAGAAAGUAUAUUAAAAGAUUUUUUUAGUAUUAUUUACACUUAUGAAGAAAAAGAAAGUGUAAAAAAUUCUAAAUUUAUAACAUGCUUAAAUGAAAAUUUAAGAAAGCAACUAGCCAUGUAUUUUUUACAACUUGAUGCCGAUAAAAAAUCUGGAUUUAUUAUUAAUGAUGCUCUCAUUUUUUUAUCAGAAUUAAAUAUAAAUGAAGACAAUGAAAUAGUAAAAAAAUUUAUUCAAAAUGGUAAUGGGAAAAAUAGCGAAUUAAAAAAAUACUCGGGGUGUUCGUUACAACAAUUUGGUGAAUUAAUAGAAAAUUUAAUUUUAGAAAAUAAAACAAAAAAUCAUAAUAACGUAUUACCAAAUAAUGAUUUAAAUAAUUUACUGGAAAAUAACUCUAAAAGGUAUUAUAUUAAUAUUAUACAGAAUUAUUUAAAUAUUUUUAUUAAUGCUAUUAAAAUGUCAAAUUUAUAUUUAUAUUAUCAAAACAAUAAAAAAAAUUCACAAAAUGAAGAUACCUUAAAUAAUUUAGAAGCUCUAAUUUUAGACAAACUAACUAAAUACAAUGAUAAAUAUGUUGAUAAAAAAAACUUAUCUUUAGAUUAUAUAUUAAGUAAAGAAGAAAUAGAAAUUCUUCGUAAAAAUUGUAUACCAAAUAAAAAAGACGAAGAAAAAGAAUUGUUAUUAAUUGAAAAAAAAAAUAAUGAAGAUAAAAUUAAACGACUAUUAGAUCUUCAAAAAAAAAAAAAAUUAACAGAAACCGAAAUUAAAAGAUUGCAAGAUUUGAAAGGAAAUUUGAAAAAAGUUAAAUAUGCCAUAAAAAAAGAGCAAAUUAAGAGAUAUUUCAACUAA